Tarenaya hassleriana is the source of this 1430-nucleotide messenger RNA. RefSeq names its product aspartic proteinase Asp1. The record is from RefSeq and is a predicted model, not a curated record. The transcript is spliced from 8 exons. Gene Ontology annotation, biological process: proteolysis. Gene Ontology annotation, molecular function: aspartic-type endopeptidase activity. Lineage: Eukaryota; Viridiplantae; Streptophyta; Magnoliopsida; Brassicales; Cleomaceae. The coding region runs from base 91 to 1335 and encodes 414 amino acids.
CAUCGUAUUCUCUUCUCCUUCUCUCUCUCUCUCUCCCCCUCUCUCCCCCCCUCUCUCUCUCAAGGUUGGUUGUUCUGCAAGGAAGAGAAGAUGGACAGAGGAUCAGUUGUUUUGGUCGUCUUAUUGAAUCUUGCUCUGUUAUUUCACGACAUUGAAUCAAAGCAGGCUCCAAGCUUCGAACACUUCCCGGGGAUUCUCGCUCCCAGUUCUCUUCGCUCCUCCGUCGUCUUCCCUCUCUCCGGCAAUGUCUUCCCUCUCGGGUACUACUCGGUCUCUCUCCGAAUAGGAAACCCUCCUAAGGCCUUUGAUUUCGACGUUGAUACCGGCAGUGACCUGGCUUGGGUUCAAUGCGAUGCUCCUUGCUCCGGCUGCACCCUUCCUCGUGAGCGUCAGUACAAGCCCAUGAGAAACAUGGUCCAGUGCUCAGACCCUUUGUGCUUAGCUCUUCACUUCCCUAACAAACCCAAAUGCCUGAAACCGACAGAUCAGUGUGACUAUGAGGUUAGUUAUGCUGAUCAAGGCUCAUCCAUGGGUGUUCUCGUGAUCGAUCAAAUUCCCUUCACCCUCCUAAACGGUUCCGCCUCGUCGGUCCGUCUAGCUUUCGGGUGUGGUUAUGACCAGCAAGUUCCCGGUCCACACCCACCGCCCGCUACUGCUGGCGUUUUGGGGAUCGGUAGAGGGAUAAUCAGCUUCUUGACGCAGCUUGUAACCGCGGGGUUAACAAAAAACGUGAUGGGUCAUUGCUUGAGCCAUAAAGGUGGAGGCUUUUUGUUCUUCGGAGACAAUCCCAUCCCUUCUUCGGGAGUUGCCUGGGCGAAGUUGUCAAAAGACGGACACUACUCAGUGGGAUCAGCCGAGCUUUUGUUCAACGGGAAGUCAACCGGCGAAAAAGGCCUUGACUUGAUCUUUGACAGUGGCAGUUCCUACACAUACUUCAACAGCAAGACAUAUCAGACAAUAGUGAAUCUGAUAACAAACGAUCUGAAAGGGAAGCCACUGAAGGAUGCCAAGGAGGAUAGGACCUUACCAAUCUGCUGGAAAGGCGCUAAGCCCUUCAAAUCUGUUCUUGAUGCCAAGAGCUUCUUCAAGACCUUGACCAUUAGCUUUUCAGGUUGGAUCAGAAAAACACAGUUCCAGAUUCAGCCCGAAUCUUAUCUCAUAGUCACGACGGGAAACGUUUGUCUAGGAAUACUGAAUGGAAGCGAAGUAGGAUUGCAAAACGCUAACGUAAUCGGAGACAUCUUUAUGCAAGGGACCAUGGUGAUAUACGACAACGAGAAGCAACAGCUCGGAUGGGUUUCCGCGGAUUGCGAUAAGCAUCCGAGGCUAUCAUGAUUCAUGAGCCACCAUUCUUAGUCUCUAUUGAUAUUACAACACCAAAUAUAACUAUCCCUAUGUUGUUUUAUUUACUCUAUAAAUGAAACAUUUGA